GAUUUCUAAGCUUCCUCCCUUAUCCUCCAUUGGCUAUAUAUUCUUUAUCCCAAAUUCCAAAUUAUCCUUCCAAACGCUAUGUCUAAAACCAUAAGACCAAUCCCACAUACUCUCUAAAACUUUGAGUGCUUUCUAGAUCUCUUCUUCCACAAUUUUCUUUCAUAAGAAAAAAAAAAAAAAAAAGAGCGCAGGCGGUUGAGUUCUUCUCAUUUCUCAAAUAUCAUCUAGCAAGAAGGCAAUCUAUCUCUUCUUGAUCAUUUUCCAAGUAUUGCAUUAGAGGAAAAAAAAGAGGAAAGGAAGAAAGAAAUCCUCCAUUUCUUUUUCAUAGUGUGUGAACUGCGUGUCAUAUUGUGCGUCAGAAAAAAUGAGGAGCAAAGCAAGACAACAGAACAGAUUCUUGAGAAUCAUCACAUAUCCAGCCAGGGCUUUAGGAAAAGCAAGGGAUUUUUACGUGAGAAGCAUUACAAGUUGCAGUGAUAAUUUCGGCCACGGAACCGUUGUCAUGGGCAUGCCCUCAUCAAACUACGCGCCGAGUUUGCCAAGGAGUUAUAGUGCUAAUUCAUCAGCGUCGACUGAUGUAAAUGAUGAUGAUUUAAGAGAGCUGAUUAGAGCUGCUUCAACGAGGACUUCAUCCGAUAAUAUUGACAUCAAUUGCUUGUACCUGCAACAACUAAUUAUGAAGCAGCAAAUGUCAAACUCGGUUGCUGGACCAAAAAGUAUGCCACUAAGAAGUUGCAGCGUCGGCAUGGGAAAGAUUGAUGAAGAAAACCCUUCUGUUUUUGCAUCUGAAGACAACGCGAAUAUGAAGCCAAAAGACGUGUAUCCAAGAAGCAGAAGCCAUGCUGUUAAUAGGAGGAGUGUUGUCUUCUGAUCCUGAUCAUUUUCCUCUAGGAAAGUGGUACGAAUGAGAGCGAUGGAAAGUUUCAUUCUUCAUUCGUUUUGGAUUUUGAUUCAUCUGAUACAAUUUCUCUUAUUCUCCUUUUGUUUUUCUUUCUCUGUCUCUCCUUUUUUAUGCUAUUUCUUUCAGGCUUGGUUGUUUGUACAGGAAAGGCUUCAUCUCUAAAUUGCCAAGUUUCUCUCAUCCUUAAUGGAUGAAGAUUGUUAA
Messenger RNA from Coffea eugenioides, 1105 nucleotides. RefSeq lists its product as uncharacterized. The record is from RefSeq and is a predicted model, not a curated record. The transcript has a single exon. The coding region runs from base 365 to 871 and encodes 168 amino acids. Lineage: Eukaryota; Viridiplantae; Streptophyta; Magnoliopsida; Gentianales; Rubiaceae.